Metarhizium acridum CQMa 102 is the source of this 783-nucleotide messenger RNA. RefSeq lists its product as uncharacterized. The record is from RefSeq and is a predicted model, not a curated record. Lineage: Eukaryota; Fungi; Ascomycota; Sordariomycetes; Hypocreales; Clavicipitaceae.
AUGGCUGCCACGGUGAGGAAUAUAGACUGGAGCCCUCUCCAAGCCACCUGUAGUAUGCUCAGGUCAAACUACAUCCACCACACGAUUGUCGGUGAGGUAGCACUCAUGCACUGCGAAGCUACGACGGCUUUUAAUCCAGAAUUCUCAAUCGAAAUCUGCCUUGCUGACGCAGAUGUAUCCAAAGCCGUGGGCAUACUCAAAUCAAGCAGGCUGUUUGAAGACGUCCCAGACCACGUCAUCACUCAGUCCUGUCACGAAGGGACGGCUGCCUACACCCGCUUGCAGACAGUUUGGGACGUGUCACAACCACGCAACAUUAUCCUCUUGCCACCCAGCGCCUUCUUCAACAUAUGGGGUCUUCACGGGGUUGCCAACCCGAGGCAUCAAGGGACCCGACUCCUAGGUCUUUCCGAAGAGGAUAUGGCUCGGAUCCCCUUGGCGAAUCCCCAUGAACUCUUUGUAGCAUUGGUGAACCGAAGAGUCAGCAGGCACGAUCAGCUCGCUGCACUUGCAGCAAAGCGACUGUUUGACACGGGCCAGUUGAAUGAGCAGUGGCUGAUAGAGAUCCAGCGCACCUGGGUUCGGAGGAACUACAAUCUGGCCAUGGCCCUUAUUGGGAAGACUGUCACGACGGACGAGCCGAUUCAGGUGGAGUCAAAUGACGGGUCGAGUCAUGAGCAUGCCACUGCCGAUAAUAACAAUGGUCGGAAGAGGAGGAUGGUGAUCCUGAAGAUGCGUACAAAGUGUGUAAAGGGGGAAGAGGACGGCUCCUUGUCUGAGUGA